UGCAUAUAUGUCUAUGAGUGAUCAAGAAUAACAAAGCAUAACUUCCAAAUAAUCAAAUAACUAUUUCAUAUUAGAGCAAAUUAUUAUUAGAAGAAUUAUGGAUUUGGGAUUCUACCUAUUUGUUCUCAUUUUAUUGCUAAUUGGUUAUUUGAUGAAAAAGUUGUGGUUAAUUAAUCAUAAUGAUGGUAAAAAUGGAGAAUUAAGUAUAAAUUUUCCACCUGGAAGUAGAGGAUUACUCCCUUAUAUUGGAGAAACCUUACACUUCAUUGCAGCAAUUUAUAGCAAACAAGGUUUUUAUAGCUUUGUUGAAGCUCGCCAUCUAAGGUAUGGUAAUUGUUUUAAAACGCACAUAUUUGGGGAGACGCAUGUGUUUGUGGCAAGCACAGAAUCAGCCAAGGAAAUAUUAAGCAAUGAUUUGGGAAAAUUUACAAAGAAGUAUAUUAGGUCAAUUGGAGAAGUAAUUGGGUCAGAAAGCCUACUUUGUGCAUCACAUCAAACUCACAAGCUAAUUCGAAGACAUCUUCUUGACUUGUUUAACUCAAAUUCGAUUGCUGAUUUCACCAAGCAAUUUGAUCAAUUGGUUGUAGAUUCUCUCAACUCUUGGAAAAAUACAGGAAAUGUGAUCAUACUUGAUCAAGCACUUAAGAUAACCUUCAAGGCAAUGUGUAAAAUGCUACUAAGUUUAGAAGAUGGAAGUGAGCUAUCUAUGCUACAAAAGGAUGUUGCUUGUGUUUGUCAUGGAAUGCUUGCAUUUCCUUUGAAUUUACCCUGGACUACUUUCAGCAAAGGUCUUAAGGCAAGGAAAAGAAUUAUGAACUUGCUAGAGAAGAUGAUUCAAGAGAGAAGAGCAAGACAUUCAACACAAAUUCCAUAUGGUCAUGAUAAUAAAGAUUUUCUACAAUACUUGCUUCUAGGAAAAAAUCGCGAACCAUGCUCUUCUGACUCAGAGCCAAGCUUAACUGAUGCACAAAUCAAAGAUAACAUCUUAACCAUGAUAAUUGCAGGUCAGGACACCACAGCAAGCGCGAUGACAUGGAUGGUGAAAUACUUGGAUGAAAAUCAAGGAGUACUCAAAGUGGUAGAGGAUGAAAUACUCAGCUUACAUAAGAGAGUUGCAAACAAAUCCUCCCUUACAUUAGAAGAUCUAAAUGAGAUGACAUAUACUGCCAAAGUAGUAAAAGAAAGCUUGAGGAUGGCAUCCAUUGUACCAUGGUUCCCAAGAGUUGCACUCCGCGACUACAACAUCUUAGGAUAUACAAUCAAGAAAGGAUGGAAUGUUAACGUCGAUGCUAGAGCUAUACACUUUGAUCCUACGUUACAUAAAGAUCCUUGUAAAUUCAUUCCAUCUAGGUUUGAUAAUGAACCAAAACCAUACACUUUCUUAGCUUUUGGCGCUGGAGGAAGAACAUGUCUAAGCAUGAAUUUAGCCAGAACAAUGAUGCUUGUGUUCAUUUACCGGUUAAUCACCACUUACAAGUGGGAGGUGACUGAUCCAGACUCGAGUGUGGAAAAUUGGGCACUAUUUUCGAGGUUAAAAAGCGGUUGUCCAAUCCAAAUUACACAAAUUAACAAUAAAACUAAAUUUAAGGAUAAAUAAAAGAUUACAUUAACACCCUUGUACAAUGUAUUUGUAUACAUUUAAAAAUUUUACAGUAUGAACUAUUAACAUGUACAAUAAUCUAUUGUACACAUUUGAAAAUUGUUAAGAUAAUGAAACAACGUUUCGAAUGGGCUCUUACCCUGUUAAGAUCCAGAAUUGGUGGAACAUGGGCCUGCUCUCUGGUCUAGACAGUUUGUAAAGUUGGGCCAUUGUUACUUCAACUAAAAAUUAGUUUCUAACUUUA
Chenopodium quinoa (quinoa) is the source of this 1844-nucleotide messenger RNA. RefSeq names its product abscisic acid 8'-hydroxylase 3-like. NCBI's taxonomy places the organism in Eukaryota, Viridiplantae, Streptophyta, Magnoliopsida, Caryophyllales, Amaranthaceae. The transcript is spliced from 10 exons. Gene Ontology annotation, biological process: brassinosteroid homeostasis; brassinosteroid biosynthetic process; multicellular organism development. The coding region runs from base 98 to 1597 and encodes 499 amino acids. The record is from RefSeq and is a predicted model, not a curated record. Gene Ontology annotation, molecular function: heme binding; monooxygenase activity; oxidoreductase activity, acting on paired donors, with incorporation or reduction of molecular oxygen.